Molecule: messenger RNA, 2272 nt
Organism: Oreochromis aureus
Lineage: Eukaryota; Metazoa; Chordata; Actinopteri; Cichliformes; Cichlidae
Product: long-chain specific acyl-CoA dehydrogenase, mitochondrial-like
Exons: 11
Coding region: 101-1429 (442 amino acids)
Biological process (GO): long-chain fatty acid catabolic process; fatty acid beta-oxidation using acyl-CoA dehydrogenase; carnitine metabolic process, CoA-linked
Cellular component (GO): mitochondrion
Molecular function (GO): long-chain fatty acyl-CoA dehydrogenase activity; flavin adenine dinucleotide binding
Source: RefSeq, a predicted model, not a curated record
AAGAAGAAGAAGAAGAACCGAGUGAUGCCUCUUAGUGUCGCUCAGACGAUCUUUGCUCUGUUCGUCUUUUUGCUGUGAAGUUGUAGCCUUUGAUUCGAAGAUGUUGGCGAACAGAAUAAUCGGAUCUUGUGUUUUCGGACUGAGAAAUGUGUCUGGAAGAGGACGGCUGCUCUCUGCAGCUACUGCGAGAUUUAAGCACAAUAAGUCUGAGGAGUUCAGGCAGCCUGCAUCCUCACGCCGACCUGAGACCUCCAGCGCCAAAUCCCUGAUGGACAUCGGGACCCGCCGGAUCUUCAACGAGGACCAUGACCUCUUCAGACAAAAUGUGCGGCGCUUCUUCCAAGAGGAAGUGGUGCCAUACCACAAAGAGUGGGAGAAGGCAGGUCAGGUGAGCAGGGAGGUGUGGGAAAAGGCUGGUGAGCAAGGUCUGCUGGGAGUAAUGACACCAGAGGAGCAUGGUGGUAUAGGAGGAGACCUGUUUUCUGCAGCUGUCACAUGGGAGGAGCAAAUGUAUUGCAACUGCACAGGCCCAGGUUUUGCACUGCACUCUGACAUCGUCAUGCCCUACAUCGUCAACUACGGCAGCAAGGAACAGAUCAAACACUUCAUCCCAAAGAUGACCGCUGGGAAAUGUAUCGCUGCCAUCGCCAUGACUGAGCCAGGAGCAGGCAGUGACCUUCAGGGUGUGAGGACGUAUGCCAAGAAGGACGGCAGUGACUGGAUCCUCAACGGCAACAAGGUAUUUAUUACAAAUGGUUGGAUGGCCGACCUGGUGGUGGUAGUGACAGUGACCAACCGUGAGGCGAAGACGGCAGCACACGGGAUCAGUCUGUUCCUGGUGGAGGAGGGCAUGAAGGGCUUUCACAAAGGGCGGAAGCUGGAGAAGAUUGGCCUGAAAGCCCAGGACACAGCUGAGUUAUUCUUUGAGGAUGUGCGCCUCCCAGCUGAUGCCCUCUUAGGAGAACUCAACAAAGGUUUCUAUUACCUGAUGAAUGAACUCCCACAGGAGCGUCUGCUGAUUGCUGACAUGGCCAUAGCGAGCUGUGAGUUCAUGUUUGAGGAAACCAGAAAUUAUGUAAUGCAGCGGAAGGCUUUCAGCAAAACAGUCGCUCACCUUCAGACUGUGCAGCACAAGCUAGCAGAGCUAAAGACUGAGAUCUGUGUGGGUCGAGCCUUCCUGGAUAGCUGCCUUCAGCUCCAUGCUGAGAAAAGCCUGGAUCCCGCCACAGCCUCCAUGGCCAAGUAUUGGGCGUCUGACCUCCAGAACAGAGUGGCUACUCAGUGCCUGCAGCUCCACGGAGGCUGGGGUUACAUGUGGGAAUACCCCAUCGCCAAGGCAUUUGUGGACUCACGAGUUCAGCCUAUCUACGGAGGAACCAACGAGAUCAUGAAGGAGCUCAUCGCCCGCACCAUCGUCAGCCAGAAGUGAAACUGGGUUGUUGUUUUUCUUUAAUCUUGUUUUUUUUUGAGAUUUAGAAAUUCAGAAUCUUCGGGUACAAUGUAAAAAGAAUGGAUCUAGUGUAGCUACAAACACUGGGAACGUUAUCGAUGUCCUGAUGACAGCUGUGAUGUGAACACCAGUACGUCCACUGGUUUAAUCAUACUUGAAAUUUUCAGAUCGAUAAAGGGAAUAAAAGAACACUGUUUGCUUUUUGCUUUAAUUCUGUAAAUGUUCAACCACUUCAUCCCAGUUUAGGAUCUAUGACUAUUCAUUCACUGACAUGUAAUUGUCUUUUUAAAUUCAGCUCUAUUCCCCUUUAUGCCCCUUUUAAAGAGAGGUUUUGAGCAGCAGGUGGGCGGAGCUUCUGCACUCAUAUAUGUAAUAAGGAUGGACAUACACUGACCUCAUGAGUUAAAUCUUUGGACAUAAUAAUAAUAAUUUUAGCAUUCAGCAUUGCUACAGUAUACAUAUGACAGGGAAUACGGAGAAUCUUCUUUAACAAAGUUUGUCAGCAAUGCCUUGUUUUAGCAUUGAUAAUGUGGCCAGUCUGCAUCAGAUUAAAGAUAUCUGAUGUAAUUUCCCUUAUAGGAGGUUUUCUUUUUUAAAAUCAGUGUUUGUUAGUAUGGAUUUAAAUGCCUGCUUUCAUAAUCUGCCACUCUCAGUUAAUUUACAAACGGCAUGAACAAUGUUUUAACACAAGACACUCAUUGUAAAUUGAUUUAUUUUCCAAUGAAAGUCUUUGAAAUGCUUAUGAUUGUUGUCCUGUGUCACGGAAAUAUUUAAUUAAAAACAAUGUCAAAGUGCAUGAAGCACUAACUUUGUGCCAGUGGU